GAGUUUUGUUGUUUUUGUUUUUGUUUUGGUGGAACUGUCGGCAGCGGCGGCGUCUCUCGUUUCUUGUGAAUUAAAAGUUUUUGCAUUUAUUUGCCGUUUUAUGAUUUUAAUUUUCAUCAAACAUGCCGUACGCUAAUCAGCCAUCUGUACAGAUCACUGAUCUGACUGAGGAGAAUGUCAAAUUCGUGUUGGAAGACACCGAUCUCAGUGUGGCGAACAGUCUACGCAGGGUGUUUAUUGCUGAAACUCCAACAAUGGCUAUUGAUUGGGUACAAUUGGAAGCCAAUUCUACGGUGCUGAGUGACGAAUUUCUUUCUCAUCGCAUUGGUUUGAUACCCCUGACUUCAGAUGAGGUUGUUGACAGAAUGCAGAACACUCGAGACUGCAACUGUAUCGAUUUCUGCCCUGAAUGUAGUGUCGAAUUCACAUUAGAUGUCAAAUGCAAUGAUGAUCAAACUAGACACGUUACUACUGCUGAUUUGGAAUCCAAUGACCAACGAGUUCGACCUGUUACAUGCAGAGGCAGAGAUGACGAAGCAAAUGAAUAUGGCGAAAACGAUGAAAUUUUGAUUGUGAAACUCCGCAAAGGUCAAGAGUUGAAGUUGAGAGCCUAUGCCAAAAAAGGCUUUGGUAAAGAGCAUGCAAAGUGGAAUCCCACAGCUGGAGUGUGCUUUGAAUAUGAUCCUGACAAUUCCAUGAGACAUACUCUUUUUCCCAAGCCGGAUGAAUGGCCGAAAAGUGAGCACUCCGAAUUAGAAGAAGACCAGUUUGAGGCUCCUUUCAAUUGGGAAGCCAAACCAAAUAAGUUCUUUUAUAAUGUUGAGAGCUGCGGAUCACUGAAACCUGAAAAUAUUGUCACUAUGGGAGUGGCUGUGCUGAAGAACAAACUUUCAAAUCUUCAAACUCAGCUGGCUCAUGAAGUGCAUGAGCCACUUGCUAUUCAGUAACCUUUUUGUAAAAUUUUAUUUUGUUCCUUGUAAAUUGUAAGAUGUAUCAAUAUCCCUUUAGUAUUCUUUACAUAUUAUACUGAAAUUUGUUUGUAAUGUGAUGAGAUGGAUAUACAAUAAAUAAAGUUUUAAAUUCAA
Molecule: messenger RNA, 1085 nt
Organism: Thrips palmi
Lineage: Eukaryota; Metazoa; Arthropoda; Insecta; Thysanoptera; Thripidae
Gene: RpII33
Product: DNA-directed RNA polymerase II subunit RPB3
Exons: 5
Coding region: 123-947 (274 amino acids)
Biological process (GO): DNA-templated transcription
Cellular component (GO): RNA polymerase II, core complex
Molecular function (GO): protein dimerization activity; DNA binding; DNA-directed RNA polymerase activity
Source: RefSeq, a predicted model, not a curated record